Messenger RNA from Syngnathus acus (greater pipefish), 3060 nucleotides. Its product is annotated as F-box only protein 33. Gene Ontology annotation, cellular component: SCF ubiquitin ligase complex. The transcript has 6 exons. Gene Ontology annotation, molecular function: protein binding. Lineage: Eukaryota; Metazoa; Chordata; Actinopteri; Syngnathiformes; Syngnathidae. The coding region runs from base 425 to 1900 and encodes 491 amino acids. The record is from RefSeq and is a predicted model, not a curated record. Gene Ontology annotation, biological process: positive regulation of protein ubiquitination; SCF-dependent proteasomal ubiquitin-dependent protein catabolic process.
GCAAAAAUAAGAGCAUACAGGGCGAAACCAUUGAUGCCGUGCGACUCAGACGUGCACUCGCCAACUACUAACACUGCGAUUGAAAUGUAUUAACAUCGAGAUAGGUUUUGAAACAUUGCAUUUCAACUAGUUUGAGUUUUCUUACAGGGAGAAGUAUAUGUGCUUGGUAUUCUGUUCCCCUGUAGCUACAGGAAGUAGUUGGGUCCAACACUAUUGAAGGCAAAACUGAGAAGCGGUUUGUUUUCGCUCGAAUAGAACGCAACGCAACGCUGCUGCUGCCGCCGCCGCCGCUGCCGCUAGCUUGCACUGCGGCACCAAUUUUCCGUGAGGUUGUGGCCGUGAAAUCUCUUUUGGCUUGCAUCCCUUCCUUCCUCCCUCCCUCCUUCCCUCCCUCCUUUCCCUUUCAACUGUGUGGUUGCUCGCCAUGGCUCUGUGCGGUGGUGUGGGAGCCAUGGCUUUACCGAGUGAGCUCAUCGUCCACAUCUUCUCCUUUCUAUCCGACCGAGACAAGCUGCGGGCCUCCGCCGUUUGCUCGCGAUGGAGGGAGUGCCUGUUCUAUCCCGCCCUGUGGAGCGAACUCAAACUACGGAUAUGUGGUGGCAACGGUGCAAGCUCUGAGGAGUAUUCGAGAUUAGAGUUCCUCAUGCGGAGGUUCGGCGCGUUCGUGCGAGAGCUGCAGCUGGAACUGGCUCCCGGGGAAGUCGGCUCCAGAGCCCUAAACAACGAGCCGCCCUCCACUCGAGUGGACCUUCCUCCCGCCGGUCCUGACAACGAGCCGCAGCCGUCCGAGCGAUGGGGGGACGCAAUGGCCACCUACGUGGACCAGGCGUUGUGUGUGCUAAGCAACAUCCGCAACAACAGGAACCUGCAGAAGUUGCGUCUAUACGGCGACACGUGUGCUCUCCAACAAGAGGGACUCUUGAACAACUCCAACUUCCACCAGAUUCACCACAAGAAAAUGAACGAGAUCCAGCGCUUGUUCAGGGAGUUGUUGUCUCACAGCAGGCAGCUUCGGUGGUUGUCGUGUAGCUUUAUGCUGGGUGUGGUGACUCCUUCCUCCUUAGCAUGCCUAUCCAACCCUUCCUCUGAGACCUUGCAGCACCUCAGUUUACUGGACCACCAGCUGGGUGCGCUCAUCUCACCGCCAGAGUUGGAGCGUCUUUCUUCCCUUCAUUCAUUGGCUCUCGAUUUCUCCCAUCUGACGUCUGAGCUUUGUAGCCUGUUGGCAUCGCCCCAGCGCACUCCGCUGCAUCGUCUCUCCCUGCUGCUCAAUGGCACCACGCUGGAGGUCAAGUCUUUGGACGGGACAGCCACAGAUGAUGAUUGGAAGGCGCUGGUACGAGUGAGCGCCAACCUGCGAGUGUACAUGAUGGCUGUGGAGGUCAGCAGCUCAGAGCUCCUCCGAGUGCUCAAGCCCAGCCUUCCGCUGGAGCGCAUUCACCUGGACAGCUACAGCACAGUGGUGACGGACGCCACCCUGGAGCUCAUCGCUCAGCAGUACAACAAAACGCUGACGCACUUCCUUUUACUGAGGGAUGACCCCGAGUUCCCGGACCUCAGCGUCAAUCGCAAUGAAGAUCCAUUGGUCCUCUUGGCUUGGAGGUGCACUCAGCUGGCUGUGCUCGUAAUUCACGGCUACACCGUCUGGUCUCAUAACUUGGUGGCAAUCUCUCGGCUGCGAGGAUCCAGUCUUCGCGUCCUGACCGUGUCUGAAGAGAGCAUCGACUUUGACCCGGACCAGCUGGUGUAUCUGGAAGGCGAUCCGGUUCAUAACCUGGUCAAAGAGGUCUCGCUCGGCCUCGGCCGAGUGUGGCACCCGUGUUUGGAUUACAGCCUGGUUUUGACUGAGCCCAGCCAGCAUUUCCAUCGUGAACUGCAUGCCUUCAGCAUGGGCAUGUAGGCCAGUUGUUGGGAUGGGCCCACGCCAGGCCAGGCCAGAUUAAGCAAGUCCACGUCAGCUCACAACGCACUCCACCAAUCUCAUCUUGAUCUCAAGCAAGGCAGAUUGUGUCCUUGGCAGGAGUUUGGGCAUAUCACAAAGGCUAGGCAAAUGCUGUCAUUUCUGGUUUUGGGUGUUCAAAACUGAAAUUGAGAAAUUCCAAAAAGCAACCUUUUAGUCGCCUGCCUCAUUGACAGUUAGACAGUCCGGUCAAUUCAAGUUGUAGGCUUAAUCCUGUCUUUCAGGGCCCAUAACUGGCGGCUCAUGUAAUAAAGCCCACAGCCACUGUAUGAUAUUAUGUUUUACCAGGACAGGGAGGAUGCUUGAUUAAUAGAUGGUAGAAAUACUUGGCGUGAAUGUGUGCUCGGGCUACUACCCAAGCUAUUAGCUUUAGUUUUCAACUUUUUUUUCUUUUUUAUCUUGUUGUUUUCUCUGUUUUACAGAAGUUGUUCAUGUACCCGUCACUUCCUGGGUAAGACGCGUUCACGGAGUGCAAAAAGCGACUGGGGCUGGUGCUGCUCACUGAAUAGUUCUCAGCAAGAGUCAUGUCGGUGUCACGGUGUUGACGCAUUUGCAUUCAGCACAAUUUCUACCCUUUUUAUCCAGUGAGAUUAUUUCAAAAUAUCAUGAUGAUGGAAAUGAAGUUUCACAUUUGCUUCGUGAACCAUUUUUUCUCUUGUCAGACUCCUCUAGAUGGCACUGUCAGUUUAGUCUCGAUCAGUCCAAAAUGGCAACAAAUGAUUCAUGAAGCAUAUUUGAAGCUAAAUUAGGAAGCCUUGUCUUCCGGUAGGUGCUCAUGACAAAAUGAUAACCUUCAGAAACUGACAAGAGAGCCUACUCAUUGUUUUCCUAGUUUAUUAUUUUAUCCCCCCCGCCCCACCCCUCCUUUUGUCGUUGAGAUCCAGACCAUUAUCCCCAAUUCCCCUUUGUACACGCUACUAUGGAAGCGAUGGAAAUGACCUGUGAAUGAAUGAAUGAAUGAAUGAAUGGCAAAGUGCAAAGGCUUGCGUGACAAUGAACUGCUGUGUGCAAUUUCCAUUUGAAAUUCUUUAUACCGGUCGGUGAUUGAUAAAUCUGUCGGAAGCUUACAAAGAUGUCCCAGCUUUUGCGUUGAAGUGCCG